Capsella rubella is the source of this 1653-nucleotide messenger RNA. Its product is annotated as blue-light photoreceptor PHR2. Gene Ontology annotation, molecular function: FAD binding; DNA binding. NCBI's taxonomy places the organism in Eukaryota, Viridiplantae, Streptophyta, Magnoliopsida, Brassicales, Brassicaceae. The record is from RefSeq and is a predicted model, not a curated record. The transcript has 4 exons. Gene Ontology annotation, biological process: photoreactive repair. The coding region runs from base 67 to 1416 and encodes 449 amino acids.
CAGACUCUCUUCUUCACUCCUCCUCUCUCUUCCCACAGAGAAACCCCCAAAAAAAAAAAAAAAAGUAUGGAUUCGAAGAAUGUUGAAGAAAAGCUAAACGAAGAAACCAAAUCCGCAGAAGAACAUAACCCAGUCGCCGCCAUUAUCCCUUCAUCUCUACCAAUCGCGUCUCUUUCUCUCAUCACCUUCUUCCCCACCUCAACUCAGUUUCUCAGAUUGUUUUCUCAUCAUCCAAACAAGGUUAGGAUCCCUACGCAGGCCUCUUCCCUCACUCAUCUCUCUCUUUCUUCUGUCUCUCCUCCUCCUCCUUCCAGCAUCUCUUUCAAAUCCACCAUCGCUGCUAACCCUCUCCAAUCCCCUCUCUCCAUCGUCCCUCGCCGUCCCGUCGAUCCUUCCUCCGCCGCCGCUCUCCGCCGUGCUGCUGUCGUCUGGUUCCGCAACGACCUCCGUGUCCACGACAACGAGUGUCUCAAUUCCGCUAAUGACGAGUGCGUCUCCGUUCUCCCCGUUUACUGCUUCGACCCUAGAGAUUACGGGAAAUCAUCUUCCGGCUUCGACAAAACGGGCCCUUUCCGUGCCCAGUUUCUGAUUGAGUCUGUUUCAGAGCUCCGCAAGAAUCUCCAAGCCAGAGGCUCCAAUCUCGUCGUCCGUGUCGGCAAACCUGAAGCUGUUUUGCUGGAAUUGGCUAAGGAGAUUGGAGCUGACGCCGUUUAUGCUCACAGGGAAGUCUCUCACGACGAGGUCAAAGCCGAAGGGAAGAUUGAGACGGCCCUCAAGGAGGAAGGCGUUGAAGUCAGCUUCUUCUGGGGAAGCACUCUCUAUCAUUUGGAUGAUUUACCCUUCAACAUCGAAGACUUGCCCUCUAACUACGGAGCUUUCAAGGAUAAAGUCCAGAAACUGGAGAUUAGGAAGACCAUCGCUGCUCUUGAUCAAUUGAAAAGCUUGCCCUCUCGAGGAGACGUUGAGCUUGGUGACAUUCCUUCUCUUUUGGAUCUCGGCGUUUGCCCCACUGCUAGAACGAGCCAGGAAGGGAAGCCCACAAUGGUUGGAGGAGAGACAGAGGCGUUGACUAGGUUAAAGAGCUUUGCAGCAGAGUGUCAGGCUCGGUUGAGCAAGGGAAACCAGAAAGGAGGUAACAACAGUGUGUUUGGUGCAAACUUCUCUUGCAAGAUAUCACCUUGGUUAGCCAUGGGAAGCAUCUCUCCUCGUUCCAUGUUCGAUGAGCUCAAGAAAACAAUCUCUGCAUCCACCACCACCACAACUCCAAGGAACGGACCGGGAGAUACCGGACUCAACUGGUUAAUGUAUGAGUUGCUAUGGAGGGAUUUCUUUAGGUUUAUUACCAAAAAAUACAGCUCAGUGAAAACGCAGGUCGAGGCUGGUCCGGCUACAGCCUGUACCGGCGCCUUUGCUUAAACUUAGUUCAGGUGACUGGAAAAGUAGAUCCCAUCUGGUUUUUGCCCUACUCUUUGUAUCCGUGAAUUUAUUUGCUAUCUGGGACAAGACUUAGCGGCUCUCCUUUGAGACUGACUGAGUAUGGAGAAUGAAUUAGUAAAGCCUUUUUUGUUGGCUCAAUCAAGUUGUUAUUCCUUUGUUCUAAACGUUACAUAUACUCACUCAUUCCAUAAAAAGUCUAUAGAAUUUGUGAUACCA